CUGGCAGGAAGUGUGCAGGGUGGAGACGGGAAAUGGGGGACAGGCUGGGGUAGGGGAGGCCAGCACCACGGCGUCCACAUGCCUUUCAGAGGUGAGCAGCGAAGCAGACACAUGUGCAACUCGCCAGCCCAGAUGAACGUGGUGGGACAGCAGGAAAGAGCAUACACACGCCAGGCAGGGGUCCCAGCACAUCCCAGCCCCCCUCCCCUCCCCACGGUCCUUGCCAUGCUCCUGCCCCUGCUUCUCUGUCUCCUGCCGCCCCCUGGCGCCUGGGCGAGGGCCCGGGGCUCCCUGUCCAGAAAGUGCGGCCACCUGCAGUAUUGGCAACAGAAGAACCAUUCCUGCGUCUCCUGUGAGAAGGGCUAUGCACACCUGGUCCCACUGCGUGGGCAGGAGUUCACCGUGAACUGUGGCAUGAGGGACACAGGCGGCCGCUUCGCAACUCCCAGCCAGGCGUGUCCCCCCGGGUCCUUCAACGAUGGGCAAUUCCUGCUGUGCCAGCCCUGCUCCCGGUGCCCGCCCGGCACCCAGCUCAGCCCCUGCACCCCUCUGCAGGACACCCAGUGCUGCCCCCCUAGGCAGCGGCGGGGGCCGGCUGGGAGGUGCCAGCCCUGCUGCUUCCCUGACAAGCAGUGUCACCCUGAGGGCCGGGCUAACGUCGACUGCAGCAGCCCAGCGGAGGUAGGUGCCGGGGGUGGGGAGCCCGCAUCAGUUAGAGCGGGGGUCUGGGAGCCAGGACGCCUGGGUUCUAUUCGGACUUGGGCCAGGGCGGGGGGGGCGGUGUCAGAUGCGUUCAUUCCCAAUUGCAUGGCUCUGCCUUUCAGGCUCCCGGCGCCGAGUCUUCUGCCUCCCCUAGGUCCCCCACUUGGCUUCUGCCUUCAGAGGUACCGGGGGGCUCUGGCCAUGCCCCAGGCUCUGCUUCGGCCCCCACCUCUGGGACCCCUCAGUGCCCUGGAGGGCAUGAAUCCCGCAGGGACAUGGCAGGUAUGUGGGGUCUGUCAGCGACCCAGCUGGGCCAGACCGGGUCUGGAGUCACAGGGAGCUCCCCCCAUACCAGUACACCCACGCUGUGCCCACAGCGGCCCCUGCUGGCCAAGGCCAGAGCAGCCAGGAGCUGUCCCCAUGACCCACUGUCGCCCCCUUGCAGGCUAUGGUGGUUAUGUCGCUCUUCUGAUGCUGCUGCUGGUGCUGCUGGCUGGGACCUUUGCCCUCCUGGUCUGGAUGCAGCGUGGCCUAUGCCCACUCAUACCCCAGGCCUCCAGCCCCAUGGCUAAGCCCCAUCAGCUGCUUCCCCCCCAGAGUGCAGACAAGACAUCUGGCAUCAUAGCAUCCCCCGCUGGCCAUGCAGGCCUGUGGGGGGCACCGCUGCAGCACCUGCUGGACAACGUGGACGUGCUGGAGGAGCUGAUCAUGCUCCUGGACCCCGAGGGCAAGGCCGGGGGGGGGACCCGGCACCUGGCUGCGCGCUACGGCCUCUCGGCCACCUGGAUUGACUACGCCUAUUCCCUGCGCAGCACACGCAGCCCCCUGCGCGCCACCCUGGAGACAGUGGCUGCCCGCCAGCCCGAUGCCACGCUGGGGCAGCUGGCCGGGCUGCUGGCUGCCCUGGGGCGCAAGGAUGCCCUACAGGUGUUGGAAAGGGUGCAGGUGGGGGUGUGAGCUGCCUGCCUGGACUGACGCUCAGACCCCACCCCCACCAACCACAGGAAGGAAACAAGCCAGGACCUUGUUCACGCUGCCCUCUGCUCUCUAGCUGCACAGCCUCACUGCUCAGCCCCCCUCCCCAUGGCCGGGGGUGGGGGGGCAGGCCACUGGGAUUCCCAUCUAUCCCCCUCGGCCAGAAUCACAGAGAGCAUAGGACAGCUGGGUUUUCCGCUGCUAGCCUCUUCCCGAGGGGGGCUAUGCACCAAGAACCAUCAAGGAGCAUAGUUACAGUGAAGGCCAGGACACCUGGGUUGCCAGGGGGCCGGGGGCUGCAUUUGUCCCCAUGCUAGAGGAGGGUUGAGGGGCAAGCAGCCAGAGGGGCUGCCCUCCCCAACCUAGUCUCAGAGCCCAUGGUGCAGCCGGUCACAUCAAAGGCCAGCAGGAGGCGCCAAAGCCGCACUGGAGACCUUGACACCACCACCAAGCCCAGGAGACCGUGUCUGAUGCAGGCCAGGAGCGUCUGGGGCAGAGCAUCUGAGUAACUGCCACACUGCAGCAACCCAGGGUGACAGCUCGCCCAGCACUGAGAUGCAGCCACCUCUGGGAUGGGGCCAGCCCCUGCAAUGAACCCGGCCCGAGCAGCAGGCACAAGCCCUGAAGGUGUCUCGGGAGCCAGCGGACGCUGCCCAGUGGAACUCUGCCUGGAGGCGUGAGACGAGGGAGGAACGGAAAUGCGUCCCACAGUCGCAGAGCACCCCCUCGUCCAGCAUCCUGCUCCUGGUGUCAGAGAUGGUGACUUUGGCCAGAGCCAGGUGGAGGUGGCUGGGGAAGCAGCAGGGAGCUGUGGCUGCCCCAGGCCUGAGCCAAUGGAACAGAGGAGGCCCUGUUGCAGAGCAGGAGGGAGGAGCUGGGGCAGGCCUUUCCCAGCUGGGGCAGUGUGCCCAGACCCCCCCUCAACCUCUGGGCAUCUCCACAAAGCCCAUUUCCUCCCCACCCCCGCAUGAGAGCGCCCCCCCCCCCCUUCCCCUGGCACUUAUGCAAGGAAGAGCACAGCAUGUGAAAAUGACCAUUUAUUUAAAAUUAUACCAACGGGGCGGGGCCGGGGGGCACAGGGCCGACUCACCGCUUUAAAUAAAAAAGUGCAUAGAAAA
Chelonia mydas (Green sea turtle) is the source of this 2795-nucleotide messenger RNA. RefSeq names its product IGF like family receptor 1 (gene IGFLR1). Lineage: Eukaryota; Metazoa; Chordata; Testudines; Cheloniidae. The record is from RefSeq and is a predicted model, not a curated record. The transcript has 6 exons. Gene Ontology annotation, molecular function: protein binding. Gene Ontology annotation, biological process: signal transduction. The coding region runs from base 79 to 1659 and encodes 526 amino acids.